UAUGUGUCAGAUAGCAAGCAUGAAUUACUGAUAUGACUCAUUAACAUGGAUUAGAUGUGAUAUGUUUCUCACUACCACAUUUCGAUAAUCGUCAAAUGCCACUGCAGAAUUAGAAGCUGUAGGUGCUACAAGGGAUUUACAACAAUGAGUGAACAGAGAAGUAAAGUUAGAGGAGGACGAGGAUCUGGAAGUUCCGAUGACAAUGGACCUCGCAGUAACAGGUCAAUUCCACCGCUUAUGCAGAGAUCUCAUGCUGCUUAUCUGCACAACCAUACAUCUGGUGGUUUACCUGUGCAGAGAUAUCAUGCUGCUCAUCUACACAACCAAACAUCUGGUGGAUUACUUUCUCUACCCGGAGGGCCAGUGAUGAAUUACCCACAUCAGUCUCUAUAUCCCGGAACGUUUCAUAACCCGCAUCCAUAUUGGAAUCCAUAUGUUCCACCUGUGGCUUCUUAUAACCAGUACCAUCCAAAUCCGUCACAGAUAACACCGGAUUUACAGCAUAGAUUGGAGUCUCCCUCCGUGUAUAGUUACCAGUCUCUUCCCCAGACCGCAAGGUCAACCCCUGGAAACGCUACUUUAUCAGAGAGAGAGCCUGUGGAAUUUUUAUUGGAGCUACGACCAACAACAUCCUUCAACACAGAAAAGACAGCUUCAGCAUUAAUUUGCUUUACUGUUGCGGUAGAUGGGAUGAAAUUUGAGGGAUAUGGCAAGACAAAGACAGAAGCUCAACAUGAAGCAGCAACUGCAGCUCUUAAAGCCCUAUUCAAUAUUGUUUGUACUAAAGGACUGGAAACGACUGAGGCCGACUCAGACAAUGAGAGUAUUGCUAGUGAAAUAUCCCUUGUGGGGGAGAGUGCAGAUCAAAAGCUGAAGGAAGUAUCAAGAAGAGAUUCAAAUCUUAAUGAUGUUCGAGAUCAGCUGGAAAAAGAUGUGUUCUCUUUUCUUGUAAAAGAAUGUGGUGGAUGCACCAGUUUGAAAAGAUUUAAAGAGAUGUACAAUUCUCUACCUGAGGACUUUGAUGAGUGGUUAUUGAAGAAAAAGAAAAUACUAGCUGUGUAUAAGAAAGAAGGAAAACCUACGUAUAUUGCACCUUUCUUAAGAGAUGCAGAAACUUGUCUUCAUGAAUUAGGCCUUGGAAAUAGAAAAAGAUGUCAACGGAGAAAUUGCAAUUAUUUUCAUGUUUGCAUGUGGAACCUCAAUGGUAUGUGCAAACGUGGUGACAAAUGUACAUAUGGACAUACAUUCACCUCCGGUAACAACAAAGAAAUUAAAUGCAAACUGGGACUGAAUCGAUUUCGGGAUAAAGAAAUUUGCACAAUAUUAAAAUGCAGAUAUCCUCAAGUGUGCCCAGCAUCCCACUGUGAAGCGAACACUCCCGAGGAGUGUCCAUUUCUUCAUGUCUGUUACAACUAUAUUCGAGAUAAAUGUCAAAAUUCACCUUGCAGCAAAGGUCAUACUUUAGAUGAUCCUCACAACAAAUGGGUUUUAUCUGUUUAUGGAAUGUCACGAUGGCCUAGACAACAACUUGCUCGCUUAAAAGCUGUGAUUUCCAUUCACCGUGGACCAAAGAGAAACACAAAUGAAGAAGAUACAUCAUUGGAAGUUGAUAAUCACGAAAAAGCUUCAGAUUCCCUCAGCUCGUCAGAAAAUUAUUUAGCAGAAGGAGGUGAUAAUCCUAUUGAUGAGAGGGUGAAAAAUUAUGAAAUAGAGCAAAAUAAAGGAGAAAGCAAAAAUGAAAGAUCGGAGGAAGUAUACAAGACCAAGCUUGAAAGACGAAAUCGAUGGGAUAAGCCAGUUGAAGACACUGAAUUCAUGGCUGCUGUUACAACUAAAAAUAAUCCAAAGAAAAAACCCCCGUCGACGUCACAAAGUCGGGGAAUGAAAGAUAUACCAAAAAUUUGUUUGGCGUUGAACAAAUCCAGUGGACCAUGUCCUGAAAAGUGUAGCAGGUAUCAUACGGAACUCCCCUAUGAGUGGCAGAUAAAGAUAUACGGAGAAUGGGUCUGUUUUACAAGCAAUGAAAACCAAAAAAUAGAAAAGCAAUAUUGCCAACUAUCUGAUACAGUCGAAAGCGAGACAAAGCAUGAUGGUAGAGAUUACAAGAUUCGACUUAAUUUUCCGGAUAAUUAUGGACUUUUCAUCGAAAUUGACGGCGAGCCUUUUAGUGGUCCUGACCGCCACAUCAUCAGACGUCUUUCCACAAAGUCAUUUGCUGAUAGUUUGGAAAUAGCUUCUUCUGGUUCUUUUCACACGCAGUGGAGGUGGUACUAUAAAGACAAAGCGGAUGUCUGGAUUCCAUAUGAAGGGGAUGAUUUUCAGUCCACUUUGGAGUUAAAAUAUCUGAAAGGACAGAAGACGUAUGUAUUUACCAGACUGAAUCAUGGAUUAAAGUAUCGAAUAAGUUUCUCUGAGAUGCAGGAAACCAACUUAGAUACACAAGAAGCUCAAGCUAUACGUAGACGUCCAUUGUUUAUUUCAUUUUCCGAUGUGCGUGCCAAGAAUUAUUUGAAUUCUGUGAGGGUUACCAUUCUUCAUCCAGUACCUCCUGGUUGGUGUCUAUGGGAUCUCGCUCAUGAUUUCGAACAAGUGGAACUGGAACAAAUUACAGAAGAGUUUAAGAAGAUUGAGAAAGAUUUUUUCACAUCGAUGAACUACAAAUUCUUCAGAAUAGAGAACAUAUAUCGUGUACAGAACAAAACUCUUUGGAAUGAGUAUGAAAAGAGAAAAGAAUUCAUGGAAUUUGACAUGAAGAAGAUAGAAUCGAGAAUCGAAGGAAGACAUUUGUUCCACGGGACAGGCUCCAUGGAUGAAUGUUAUGGAAUAUGUACCAGCAACUUCGAUCUUCAAUCAAGUGGUAAAAAUGCUACUGCGUAUGGAAAAGGGUUAUAAUUCAAUGUGAGUGCCAAACACAGCCAUAGUUACACGAUGGGGCCACGCCGGGCUAUGUUUCAGGCCAAAGUGUUGGUGGGUCGUUACGCGAAAGGUGAGGAAAGUGUGACCUCUCCUCCCACCAUCCCAAAUGAGGAUCACAGGUGAUAUGACUCGUGUGUAGAUAACGUACAGAAUCCAAGCAUAUUUGUCGUGUUUGAUAGAAAUCAAAGUUACCCGGCAUAUUUGAUUGUCUACAAAGAGAAAUUGGGAUCUUCGAAACCUUUCUCGGAAACCUCCUUUUGUACAUUAACAUAAAUUUUACUUGUUUCAUGUUUUAAGAAGAUUUGGAAGCGUAAUGAUCAGAAGAAUAACAAUACUGGAUAUAGUGCAAUAAUUCAUUGUUUUAAGUAAUAGUACGCUAGCUUUACUUCAUUAUCUUGGCGCUCGUGAAAGUAAAUCAAGAUAUGAAAGUCACGAAUGUCUGAAAUUAAAGUGUCGAAUAUCGUAAAAACCUUGACAUUAGCACUUCUCAUCACAUUCUAUGAUAUUCCCUUGUAUUCCGUGUGUUACAUAUACCUGUGUUAAAGGCACUAUCAUGGAUUGAUAUUUUGCAUAAAUCACACUUUUGUAUACAAGUAUUUUCUGUACAGCUUCACACAAUUAAUUCGAACCACAAGGCAUUGAUAUGUGUAUGGGAUUAUUUUAUCAAAAAACUUUAAAACAACUGUACUCCCACACAUCCCUUCCCCAAAUACAGAGAGGAAAGAGAAAUAUAUCUACAGUCCCGGAAACGUUCUUCUUUCCCACUUGAACGGUGAGGGAACAGUGAACGCACGGUGAUCGAACGGUGAACGCAAAAUGAUCUAUUGGCUCGUAAUGUUUCGGAUUUUCCCCUGGGAUUUUACUUAUUUCAUAAUCAAGUAAUAAAAUACAUGUACAUGUCUAUUUCAUCAAUUAAUAAAAAAUGAAUUAAACCGGAAUCGUGAUGCAGCAUAAUUAACAGUUCUGGAGAUUUUUAAUGUAAUAUAUUUUUGUACAAGUACCGAGUACACAUAUAUAUAUUUCAUGAAAUUAUCGCAAAUUGUACAUUAAUACACGCAACAGUCAUACACAGACAAAAGUAAAUUUCGGAAGUAUAUUGUGUAUACCAUUACAUGCACAGAUACAUUUAAUGCAUGGGUAUAUUCUACAUGCGUCGUAACAUCCAGGAUUUACAGGUGUUCAUGUAUGGCUUCAAACUUUACAAGCUCGAUCGUUUGGGAUACCUGUAAUUAACAAACACCCCCGAAAGGAGUCAAGAUAGAUGCAGUAAACAAACAAUACGGACAGUAUACCCUGUGUCAACACCUCAACACUUCUAACAGUAUUAAAUAUUCCUACUUACAUUUUGUGUCGUUCAUUUGUCGCAGCUACAUCGACC
This is a messenger RNA of Ostrea edulis (European flat oyster), 4294 nucleotides long. RefSeq names its product protein mono-ADP-ribosyltransferase PARP12-like. Gene Ontology annotation, molecular function: metal ion binding; NAD+ poly-ADP-ribosyltransferase activity. The record is from RefSeq and is a predicted model, not a curated record. The transcript has 10 exons. Lineage: Eukaryota; Metazoa; Mollusca; Bivalvia; Ostreida; Ostreidae. Bases 145 to 2892 code for a protein of 915 amino acids.